Messenger RNA from Adineta ricciae, 474 nucleotides. Lineage: Eukaryota; Metazoa; Rotifera; Eurotatoria; Adinetida; Adinetidae. The record is from the annotation of a GenBank genome assembly.
AUGUCAAUUUCACCGUCAGUUUUUUGUAAAAUGGUGAACACAUUAACCAAGGCUCAACGUCAAGAAUUGAAAGAAGCAUUUGACGUUUUCGAUACAGACCGAUCUGGAAUGAUAUCUGCGUCCGAAUUAAGCAAUGUAUUUCGCGCAUUAAAUAUCAAUGUCAAUAACAGUCAACUGAAUCAAUUAGUUAAGCAAAUGGAUGAGAAUGGAAGCGGACAAGUUGAAUUCGACGAAUUUGCACGUGUCAUGGGUGAAACAUUCUUUAAAAAAUAUACUCAAGAGGAAUUACGUGCUGCAUUCAAUCAAUUCGAUCAAGAUGGCUCAGGUUAUAUUCAAGCAGCAGAAUUAGAAAGUAUCAUGAGCAGAAUGGGACGACGUUAUAAUAAAGCUGAAGUCGAGGCAAUGGUAUCUUUCUUGGAUCGAUCAGGUGAUGGUAAAAUCGGUUUCGAUGAAUUUGUACAAUUAUUUCAAUAG